Molecule: messenger RNA, 163 nt
Organism: Bipolaris maydis ATCC 48331
Lineage: Eukaryota; Fungi; Ascomycota; Dothideomycetes; Pleosporales; Pleosporaceae
Source: RefSeq, a predicted model, not a curated record
AAGAGACUGAUCAACAGUGAAUUACUCCUACCGAGUUCUCCCAUCAGCUCGUUGUGGCCUUUAUAUAUACGCACGCUGCAGGAAGUUUUGAAAAUCGUACGUGAAUGCCUUAGUACCAAGGCUUGGUGUUGGCCUGGAUGCACGAAUCCCGAUAUUUGAGGCA